Manduca sexta (tobacco hornworm) is the source of this 1505-nucleotide messenger RNA. RefSeq names its product aprataxin and PNK-like factor. NCBI's taxonomy places the organism in Eukaryota, Metazoa, Arthropoda, Insecta, Lepidoptera, Sphingidae. The transcript is spliced from 7 exons. Gene Ontology annotation, molecular function: protein binding; DNA-(apurinic or apyrimidinic site) endonuclease activity; 3'-5' exonuclease activity. Gene Ontology annotation, cellular component: nucleus; site of double-strand break. Bases 735 to 1136 code for a protein of 133 amino acids. Gene Ontology annotation, biological process: double-strand break repair. The record is from RefSeq and is a predicted model, not a curated record.
GACAGGUUGAGACAGACUGAGAUGUGCGCAGAGCGCAAAUAAAAACGGGAAAUUGUAUAUUGUUCAAUUUCUUUAUUGCGAUAAAACUAAGUAAAUUGUUUGUUAUUCAUGAAAAUAAGUAUUUAAUUAAAGUACAUAAAAUGGUUUUUAAAUUAGUGCGUGUCGACAGUACAGACCCAUGUAAAAUAAAAUUGCCGGUGGGAAAACAUGAUAUUGGGAGAGGCAAAUUUCCCUUUCGAAAAUGAAUAUGACAACAAGGUCUCUAGGAACCAUGCAGAACUAUUGGUUACAGAUGAUGAGGUCACAUUGACUGCGUUACAUUCCAACCCAUGUUUUUAUAUGAAAAAGCAGCACAAAAGUGUCCAAGUCUUGAACAAAGACUCAUGCAUUGUGUUGGGUUGUGGUGACAAAUUUGGCAUUUUACCACAUAUCUACUGGUACGAGCUGAUAUUCUGUUCCCAACUGCCAGAGGAUGCUGAAAGUGCCAAAGAUAAUAAGAAGGAAGGGAAUCAGUGGAGAAAGAGGCUGACAACGAGGAUUUGUCAAAGGAGGUUAAUUUUGAACCAAAUGAAACAGCGCAGGAAGGGGGACAGUCAUCGCCUUCCACACUUGAAAGAGAUUCACCAACACAAUUAUAUGAAUGGAGGAAAUCACCUUCGCAUGAUUGUGAGGAAAAGCCGAAGACCAGGAUGAGAAAGCACAGUCUCCGUUAAAGCGGCCCAUAAGCCCAAACAAUGGAGAUGGUGAAGAAAUCAAAAAGGUCAAAACUGACGAUGAUAAUGCUGACGAGGCUGGACCCAGUAAUGGAGCGUCGACAAGUGACGACAAGAACGAUAAUGGACCAGUGCGCGAGAGGUGCAUGUAUGGAGCUAGCUGUUAUAGGAAGAACCUGCAGCACAGGGCGCAGUACUCGCACCCGGCGGACGCGGACUGGCCGGCGGCCGAGCGGCGCGCGUGCGCGUUCGGCGCGGCGUGCCGGCGCCGCGACCCGCGCCACCGCCGCGACUGCGCGCACCCGCCCGCGCCCGCGCCGCCUCGGGACGCGCCGCUGCAGCGCGACGGACGAGGUGAGAAAAAGAAAAAAGAAAAGUCGACGAUUCGUCAUCGUUGAUAGUGACGACCAAAAGACAGCGUAAGACAGUGAAAAUGGAUGCGUGGAGUGAUGACUCGGAGGUCGAGCAGGAUCCUUACGCGACUGAUGAGUCGGACGAGUGGCAGCCAUCCAGCGACUUCACGGAUACGCAGGCGUACACGUCUGAUUGAAAUUAAUGUGGAGCGGCUCGUGAUAUUUGUAAAUUUACUAUAGUCUCACUAUUACUGGUCUUCCUUGUGGUAUACUCAUGGCGAGGGUAGGGUAAACUAUAAAUUUAUUUACAACAUUCGUAGCUCCCCUGCCGUGCCUAGAACUGCCUUUUUUUAAUAAACAACCAGAAUUACUUUUUUCGGUCUAUCUCAAAAAUGGACCAAUCAGAAUAGCUUUUUUGACACGCCUACAAAAAAAUAAU